Molecule: messenger RNA, 1669 nt
Organism: Cryptotermes secundus
Lineage: Eukaryota; Metazoa; Arthropoda; Insecta; Blattodea; Kalotermitidae
Gene: byn
Product: T-box transcription factor T
Exons: 8
Coding region: 152-1648 (498 amino acids)
Biological process (GO): heart morphogenesis; cell fate specification; positive regulation of DNA-templated transcription
Cellular component (GO): nucleus
Molecular function (GO): DNA-binding transcription factor activity, RNA polymerase II-specific; RNA polymerase II cis-regulatory region sequence-specific DNA binding
Source: RefSeq, a predicted model, not a curated record
AGUGUGUCCACAAUUGGCAUUGUCGUGUGGAAUAGUGUGACAAUAAUUAGCUUAGUUUUCAUACUAGUGUGUUCUCAUUACUGGCGUUGUGAGACAUUUCGAUCUUUGGUGAUUGUUGGUUGAAAAAAGAGCGGUGUGUUGCGUUACUGGGAUGGCGCAGUCACACAUCCUGUCUGCCGUGGAGUCGGAACUCAUAGCAGGACGAUGCAAGGGCGAUCCUACAGAACGUGAUCUGCAGGUGACCCUGGAUGACCGCGACCUGUGGACCAAAUUCCAGUGCCUUACCAACGAGAUGAUCGUUACGAAAAAUGGGCGGCGAAUGUUUCCAGUGGUGAAAGUGAGUGUGACUGGACUCGAUCCCCAGGCCAUGUACAGUGUGUUGCUUGAAUUUGUACAGAUUGAUCCACACAGGUGGAAAUAUGUGAAUGGGGAAUGGGUGCCUGGUGGUAAGGCAGAAGUUCCACCACCCAACCCUAUUUACAUGCACCCAGAGUCACCCAACUUUGGGGCACACUGGAUGAAGGAGCCUGUCUCAUUUGCUAAGGUGAAGCUCACUAAUAAGACAAACGGGAAUGGACAGAUCAUGUUAAACUCUCUACAUAAGUACGAACCAAGGGUCCACUUGGUGAAAGUAGGGUCUGAACUGAGGCGAGUCCUGACCUACCCUUUUCCAGAGACACAGUUCAUAGCUGUCACUGCAUACCAGAAUGAGGAGGUUACAGCAUUGAAGAUAAAACACAAUCCAUUUGCAAAAGCGUUCUUGGAUGCAAAGGAGAGGCCAGAUGGUUUCUAUCAGCGGGAUUUCAUUCCAAAUUAUCCUCAGCCACAACAGCCACAGUACACACAAUAUGGCUCCUGGUUCCUGCCACAGGGUGUGUACCCUGGUACAUCACAUCAUCCUGGACUGCCACCACCUCCUCUGGCACCUUGCGAUCGUUUUCCGUCUGCCACUGCAGUACGCACCCAGCGUAGCUCACCAUACCAGCCACCCCGGGUGAGAUCUCACUCGCCACCUCACUCUGCAGCUUUUGAGCCUCAGGCUACAACAGCACCAGUCUUCUCUCCACCUGCAGCCAGUUUUGCAUGGUCUGUUUCAUCACAGCCACUUUCAACAACACUAGGUAGCAGCACCAUAAGCUGGCCCUCCACCCCUACCACUCUGUCAUCCUCACCCCCUCAUGGCCCAUCUCCCCAUGCAGCUGCCCCACACACCCCAUCUCCAACACACCACAUCCAGCACCACCAUCCAAUCAUGAACAGUGCCAUGCCAUCUGGACCCAGUUAUGGCAAUUCAGGUGGUUGGCACCAUGUUCCACCUGGCAGCACAAGUCCAGAUAUCAUCCUCGGCUCUGCACAGACUUACCACCAGCAUUACCAACCAUCAAACACCACAAUAUCACCAGAAUAUAUCCCAAUAAUUCAGGAACAACCGCCAGCACCUUCUGACUACCAGAGUCAUGAUCCUCUAGGACACCACCAUGCUGUGGGCUCACCACAACGCCACACUCCACCCCUCUAUGCUCAUCACAGUGUUGAGAAAGUGGAACCAGCAAUGUCUGAAAAUUACAGUGAGGAUGGUGGGGGAGGGUCACCUGCAUCAAGGCAAGACUGUUGGAGUCCUCUCACCCCACCACACACUGGUAUUUAAUGCAUGAAUAACUAGCAACAA